This is a messenger RNA of Actinia tenebrosa (Australian red waratah sea anemone), 3423 nucleotides long. RefSeq names its product adenosine receptor A2b. The record is from RefSeq and is a predicted model, not a curated record. Gene Ontology annotation, biological process: adenylate cyclase-activating adrenergic receptor signaling pathway; positive regulation of MAPK cascade. Gene Ontology annotation, cellular component: plasma membrane. Lineage: Eukaryota; Metazoa; Cnidaria; Anthozoa; Actiniaria; Actiniidae. Gene Ontology annotation, molecular function: G protein-coupled receptor activity.
CUCUUUUCACUGCGAAGACAUUCUUCAAACGUCGGCAGAUAGCGACUAAAUCGAUGCAUUUGACUCGGCAGAUCGGCGGGCUAAUCUAUUUUUGCAAUCCUUCGCUAACAACGGCUCAGCGAGAAACACGACACAAAUUUUAAAGUCAUUUAAAAAGGCACAAGUUAAAGACAGAAUAAUAUAUAUAGUGCAUCCAGAAUACGCUCUAAAAUCCUGACACGAAGAUCCGGCCCGACACUUUUUAAACUUACACCUUCGUAGGCGGCAAAUCUAGACAAAAUACACUUUGAAGUAUUCUGGUAAAAUUUAUUCGUGCGAGCGGAAAUUCCCUUCUCGCUUCCCAAUAAAACCAGAAUAUUAACUUCAAUUGAUAUUCAAUAGGAAUGACUUUUUAACUGAAAUAUUCCAUCAAUAUUGGAAGUGACUUGGAUCAUAGAUUGUCCGUUGCUUCCGGUCAUUAUGCCAGAUCGAAGUAUGAAUAUUUAGUUGCUCUUGAUAGGCUGCUUGUGGCACGUUUUCCGUUGAUGGCGCGCGCCUAAUCUUACAUUAACUCUCUCUUAUUCCAGCUGAUUAAAUAAAUUAGUUCCCUAGCCAAACGAAUCAUUGCCACCUCGCUGUCAAUCUAUCCCUCAAAGGACUUAAAUUCGAGCGACGUUGCCUAGAUCUGUUAGUGUUACAUGCGGUAUGAUACCUUGCGUUGGAGCGGAGCUGAGAUCGGUAAGAGGCGAGCAAGGCAGGUAGUACAGGCUUCCAUCGAUUACGGAUUACGUUUGGAAGAGAUGUUACAUCUUUCUUUUUACAUUUAAGCGACGUUACCUAGAUGUGUUAGUGUUAUAUAAGCAUUGGUAUACGUUGAUCGACAGUUAGGCGAAGGAGUGGCCGUGCGAUUGCGGAUCAAGAAAAGGUGGGCAACGUUCUAAACGACACGACAAGAAAAGAGACCACGACUGAAGUAACGAACAAUAAGACGCUUUCGAAGGUAACUAUCAAGAUGUACGAGUACCCAGAUCUUAAAGAAACUAGCCUGGAAUGCCAGAGAAAGUUCAAUGUUUGCGAAAAUUCCUCAGGUCCUUUGGUAUUUGCUAACCCCGUUGGGUGUUGGAAGGAAUGGGCAGAAUCGUGCGCACGGAAGCCUGAACCGCUUCCAGUUGGCUUACAGUUACUGGUCGUCAUCAUCAUCAUGAUCGCCAUUUAUUCCUUCAUCGCUAACACUAUUGUUUGUAUAGUUUUCUGCUUGUACGACCAGCUUCGCUUAAUCAAGCACUACUUCGUGGUGAACCUUGCAGUGGUUGAUAACAUUUUAGUAGUUGUUGCUGUUCCGAUGAUCGUGACUUACAUCUUGGGAAGGAACAAAGACGCACCCUUGUGUCAAGCGCAAAUUGUCAUCGAUAUCCUUUGCGGAACGGCAUCGAUUGUAAGCCUGGCUGUUAUCAGUAUUGAACGGUACAUUGCCGUUGUUACACCACUGCAUUACGACUCCCGCGUCACCACAUUCCGCGCAGUUUUGACCAUAAUUUUCACUUGGUUUUAUUCUAUCGUGGUGUCACUCAUUACCCUCGUCGCAUUCAAUACGCCGAACUCUCCCGCUGUUAAAAAUCCCAAACAGUGCUUGUUCUUUGGAGGAGAGUUCGUAAUUUUCAUUACAGUGUCCAGCUUUGUGUUGCCUGUUGUGAUCAUGGGUUGCGCGUACUGGAAGAUCUUCGUCGUGGCGCACGUACAAGCUAUUCGUAUCCAAGCUAUGCAAGUAUCUUCUAACCUUCAGGAACAACCGAGAGAAGGCGAACGACAAACCAAAUUCAAGGGAGAACUGAAAGCCGCUAAAACUCUCACAAUUAUCAUGGGCACGCAUAUCAUCUGUUGGUGCCCUCUUUUUAUCUAUYGUCUUGUGGUAACAUUCUGCAAGGAUUGCCGAAAGUCAAUUAACACAAUCAUCGCGCACUAUGUCAUUUUAGUUUUGCGCUAUUGUAAUACGCUCGCCAAUCCUAUAAUAUAUACAGGUAUAAACAGGCAAUUUAGAGCCGCCAUUAAGAAGUUUGUUCUAAGAAAGAGAGGCAAUGAGGAUCUAAGCGGCGCCACCGUAUAUACCCAAGCGACUUAAAUUUGAUUCAUAGCUGCAGGAAUAGACCCGUUGCGUGUGACGUCGAUCUGGGGGACAAAACAAUGGAAAAAAUUACAUGAAAUGUUUUCAAAUCUUGAGAGAAGAAAACUUAAUUAUUUCGACCCCCGGAUGGGGAAAUGAAUGCAAGGGACUAUAUACGCACGUAGAAAAGUCAAAUACUCGAUUAGACUGAAAAUAAGCGUGCUCAAUGCGUGGCGAAGCUGUGCAGACGAGACCAGUUGACGCCAACUCUGCAUGCUCACUCAACUUUCAUCCUCAAAAUUUCUUAUCCUUUCUAAUUAUUAAAUCUAACUGCCAGAUAAAAAAAAGAGAAAGAGUAAUUCUGUAAUUCUAUGAAGCGGAGAAAGGAUUUGAAAAAGUGGGGAUAAUAUCCAGGAAAAACGAGAUGCUCUUAAGGGAUUUAAGGAUAUAAUGAGUAAGAAACAAAUAAUGCAUACUUAUAAAAUCGACCUUGGACUAAAAAAUGAAUUAAGAGCUCACAGAGAAAUAGAUAUUUAAGCUAUGUGGCUAAUUCAGUUUUUAGGAAAGAGAACAGCUUGUGUUUCCGAAAUAUUUCGAACAAGAUGUUCGAGGGCUUAGUAACUUCCAUCUCAGUUACGUCGAAAAUUGAACAUUUAGCUAUGUGGUCAAAUUCACUUUUUUUUACGAAAGAGAACAGCUUGUGUUUUCGAAAUAUUUCGAACAAGAUGUUCCAGGGCUUAGUAACUUUCAUCUCAGUUACGUCGAAAAUUGAACAUUUAGCUAUGUGGUCAAAUUCACUUUUUUUUACGAAAGAGAACAGCUUGUGUUCCCAAAAUAUUUUGAACAAGAUGCUCGCUGUGUUUAAUAACUUUCAUCUUAUGUCGAAAAUUGAACAUUUAAGCUAUGGAGUCAAAUUUAAUUUCUAGGAAACAGAACCUCGUGUUUCGGAAAUAUUUCGAACGAGAUGUCGUUUUGAGCUUAGUAUCUUUCAUCUUAUGUCGAAAAUUGUGUAAGGCUUUAGCUGUGUCUGUCAUAUAUCAUCCUUUCAGUCUUGACACAUAAAAAUUGCCUACCAUAGGUUAAUUUUUCAGAGCCUAAAAUAGUUGUUUACUGAUUUUAUUCUAGAUAUACUAAUGUAUAAAUUGAAUUUGGUUUCAUCAUAAACAGAUUCCAUAAGUCGGUGUUUACCGUGCUAAAGUCGUAUCGCCCACAACCCCACAAGAGAACCAAUACUACGACUUAUGGAAUCAGCUUAGGCUUAUUACAAAAUUGAAAUGAAAUGUGCUAUUACGUAAAUAACAUGGUAGUAACAUAAAUUCAAAUAAAUAAGCAAGCAGUAUAAA